GUCGGGAGACAGAAUUUGUGGACACCCUAGACGCACACAGAUCAAGUGUAAUAUUUACGCACCAGACAGAAUGGCGCAGACAAAUCCGAUGCCCAUGGGACCGUGGAAGAUCACAGUCUAUGAUCAAGAAUGCUUCCAGGGCAAGCGAAUGGAGUUCACAGCCUCCUGUCAGAACAUCAUGGAAUGUGGCUUCGACACUGUGCGCUCAGUCAAAGUGGAGUGCGGCGCUUGGGUCGGCUAUGAGCACUCCAGUUUCUGCGGGCAGCAGUUCAUCCUGGAGAGAGGAGAGUACCCCCGCUGGGACGCCUGGAGCGGCAGCAACGCCUAUCACAUUGAGAGGCUGAUGUCCUUCCGCCCCAUCUGCUCCGCUAGCCACAAGGAGUCCAAGAUGACCGUGUUUGAACGGGAGAACUUCAUUGGGCGCCAGUGGGAGCUGUGUGAUGACUACCCCUCUCUGCAGGCGAUGGGCUGGUGCAACAACGAGAUCGGCUCCAUGAAGAUAACAAGCGGAGCGUGGGUGUGUUACCAGUUCCCUGGUUACCGUGGAUACCAGUAUAUCAUGGAGUGUGACCACCAUGGAGGAGAGUACAAACACUGGAAGGAGUGGGGCUCCCAUGCCCAGACUUUCCAAGUGCAGUCCAUCCGUCGAAUCCAGCAGUGAGCAAGCAAGUGGACCCCCCCCUUCCUCCCCAAACCCAAAAAGACCACAGGCUGCCAGUGUAGUGUCUCCUCCCUCCCCCCCUGCAGAGGAACUAAACUCCGACACUGUUGAACUACUCAGACUCUGCAAAACACCAUUGUUAUAGUACCAGCUGUUCACAAAAUGAUCAAUAAAGAAAAUGUCUCAAAUGUAUACCUCCUCUUUAAAAAAAAAAAAAAACCUUCAA
Messenger RNA from Polyodon spathula (Mississippi paddlefish), 887 nucleotides. It is a transcript of the gene cryba1a, whose product is annotated as crystallin, beta A1a. Gene Ontology annotation, molecular function: structural constituent of eye lens. Lineage: Eukaryota; Metazoa; Chordata; Actinopteri; Acipenseriformes; Polyodontidae. The record is from RefSeq and is a predicted model, not a curated record. Bases 71 to 661 code for a protein of 196 amino acids. The transcript has 6 exons. Gene Ontology annotation, biological process: lens development in camera-type eye; visual perception.